AUGGCGGAUCAACUCAACAUGAACGGCCUCAGUCUUGGGGGCAACUCAUACAGACCUCCACAUAUGCGAGGAAAGAUGGGACAAGAUAGUAUGGCAGGCCCAGGUCCAGGACCAGCUCCCGGAGCCACUGGAAUCAACGGAAGCGCAUGGGCGAACAACAACAACGGCUAUGCUGGUGGUGCCCCUCCACAAAACUGGGGUCCUAACGCCCAAGCCCAAACAUUCACUCCUCAAGGAGGUCCUCCAGCACGAGGCGGAUGGAACGACCAGGGAAAGUCUUCGUUCAACCCUCACGCGUAUGGAAGCCCAAGUGGCAACGGCAGUGGUGGCGGCGGUGGAGCUCCUCGUGGAGGUGGUGAUGGCAGAUGGGUUGACGGCAAGCAUGUUGCUGGACCAGCCAACCAACGUAUGGAACGCGAGCUUUUUGGUGUCCCAGAUGACCCAACCAAACAGCAGACCGGUAUCAACUUCGAGAAGUACGAUGAUAUCCCAGUCGAGGCAUCCGGACAUGAUGUACCAGAGCCAGUCCUUACCUUCACCAACCCUCCUCUCGACGACCAUCUGAUCAAGAACAUCGAGCUUGCUCAUUACAAGGUCCCAACCCCAGUUCAAAAGUACUCGAUUCCUAUCGUUAUGGGUGGUCGUGAUUUGAUGGCUUGUGCUCAGACUGGUUCAGGAAAGACUGGUGGUUUCUUGUUCCCAAUCUUGUCCCAAGCUUUCCAAACCGGUCCUGUUGCUGCACCAGCUGCGGGUGGUGGUAACUUUGGUCGUCAACGCAAGGCCUACCCAACCUCAUUGAUCCUUGCUCCUACUCGUGAGCUUGUUUCUCAAAUUUACGAUGAGUCCCGCAAAUUCGCUUAUCGAUCUUGGGUCCGCCCAUGUGUCGUUUAUGGUGGUGCAGAUAUUGGUUCUCAGCUACGACAAAUCGAGCGUGGAUGUGAUCUUUUGGUUGCUACCCCAGGUCGUCUCGUCGAUCUCAUCGAGCGUGGCCGCAUUUCUCUCCAGAACAUCAAGUACUUGGUUCUUGAUGAGGCUGAUCGUAUGUUGGAUAUGGGUUUCGAGCCACAAAUCCGAAGAAUCGUAGAAGGGGAAGAUAUGCCGGGCGUUCAACUCCGUCAAACACUCAUGUUUUCAGCCACCUUCCCCCGGGAUAUCCAAAUGCUCGCCAGAGAUUUCUUGAAGGACUACAUCUUCCUGUCUGUUGGCCGUGUUGGUUCCACCUCAGAGAACAUCACCCAGAAGGUUGAGUACGUCGAGGAUGGAGAUAAGCGAUCUGUUCUUCUCGAUAUUCUCCACACUCACGGUGCUGGUUUGACCUUGAUCUUCGUCGAGACCAAGCGUAUGGCCGAUUUGCUCUGCGAUUUCCUCAUCGGACAAAAUUUCCCAGCUACCUCUAUCCACGGUGACCGCAACCAAAGAGAGCGUGAGCGUGCUUUGGAGAUGUUCAGAAAUGGUCGUUGCCCAAUUCUCGUUGCUACUGCUGUGGCUGCUCGUGGUAUGUACUGA
This is a messenger RNA of Glarea lozoyensis ATCC 20868, 1506 nucleotides long. RefSeq names its product P-loop containing nucleoside triphosphate hydrolase. The coding region runs from base 1 to 1506 and encodes 501 amino acids. NCBI's taxonomy places the organism in Eukaryota, Fungi, Ascomycota, Leotiomycetes, Helotiales, Helotiaceae. The transcript has 2 exons. Gene Ontology annotation, molecular function: RNA binding; RNA helicase activity; ATP binding. The record is from RefSeq and is a predicted model, not a curated record. Gene Ontology annotation, cellular component: nucleus.